AUGAUUUUAGAACUGUCUUACUGUAGAAGUCUUACUGUAGUGAACUCUAAUAAAAUUAUUAUCCAGGUCCAAAAAAUCGAGGGAUGCCGUCUGAAGUAUGGAGUCAUUCAAUUCCUGACUCUAUUCGUGGGAGACGCGAAAGCAAGAUGGGAAAACAUGCAAAAUUUCGACGACCUCGAGAAUGGAAAUGAUUGGAGGACUCACUGGCACGUCAAGGAUUACAAGAAACACAACAAAACGCAUUGGCAGAAGAUUUUUAAGAGAUACCAGAAUAUCUGGUUUCUGGAGGGUCGUCAGCAAUUUUUGAAAACUGAUUUCCCAUCAGAAUUUGAUUAUCUAUCGAUUCUGCUAGGUCUCGUUUCUGAACUCCAAAAUAGACUCAACCUCGGACCCAACAAACCAGACGAUCCAGAUUUUAGAGAGCGCCGGACUGCUCCUCCAAAAAGACGUCGUACUGGUCGUCGUCGCUCAUCUGAAUCCUCUUCAUCCCCACCACCACCACCACCCCGUCGUGUCCUUCCUCCUCCAAUCCCAUUCAUCGACAACUACGAGUCAAUCCACGUGCCAAAAGGAACCCGUCUGGCUCAAAUUCAACAAGAACGUGAUCGGCGUCUUCGCGCCCGUCUUGGUCCGAAGCCGCCGAAGAUUCAGAAGACACAAUUCGAAUCGGCGGAGGCGAAGAAGGCGAAACGGGCGGCACGCACUACGGUAGCGGUGUUGAGAGAUGAGAGAGGAUGGACAAGAUUCAGAAGUCACCGGUACACGGCGCCCAAGUUUCACAAUGAUCCCGGGUAUUCUGAUGAUGUGGAGAAUCAGGGAGAAAACGUGGAGUCGUCGGAUAUCGAGGAUUGGGAUUCAGAAGACAACGAUGAGGAGGAGGAGGACGAGACGGAAGGAAGAAAGGAGUUGUGGGAAAUGCCACAGGAUCAGAGUACGAUCUCCCGACUGUCAACAGCAAUCGAGACUAAAAAAUGGUGUCUUGUCGAAGAACUCAUCAAAGCCGGAUUCCAAGUUCAUUCUCUUCUAUUCAGAAGAUUCAAUCUCGUCGAUGAAAUCUGCUCAGCUGCCAACAAUAUUCCAGAGGAGUUUCAGAACCUAUUCGAAUUGUUGGCGCAACGAGGAGCCGAUAUCCGGAUGGCAUACAUCGACGAGAGAACUCCCACUCGUCUCAAGAGAAUCGAGGAGAGAGAUUUCUAUCUGGAUUUGAUCCGCAAAUCAUUAUCCGAUGAAAUCAAAGUGAUCUACCAGAAAUCAAUCACUUCCGGAUUCCCAGUCAUCACAUUCCCGGGAAAUGAGAAUGGACGAAUUCUGAGUAUUCAGAGAUCGUCGUUCAGAAUUGAGGAGUUGGAGGACGACAAGAAAUACGCUUUCGUUAUUGUGGCGAUGGAGUGGGAUGGGGAAACCUUCCAAGUCCGCCAACAUCUUCCCCUCCUCACUUUGAGAUUCAAUCAGGAGAAGAUUCCCAUCAAAUGCCAUGAGACUCCACUCACUGAGUAUCCGGCAUUCUACAGUAUCCAUCCGACGAAGGGAAAGAAUGAAUUCGAGAUACAUCUCAAACAACGGAUGAACGGAUUCAUUGCAGUUUGGCCGAUUCUGGUCGUUGAGGAAUCCUCAUUGGAGGAAAAAGAAGACGAUGAAACAUGCUCAAACUGUGAAAACCGCCAAGCUCCUCCCUCAUCUUUCCACUUGUCAGCCGUCUGCUUAUACGAUGAGAUCUUCGUCAAGAGACAACGAGACAAGAAAGAAAGAGAAAGAAGAACUCGGACAAUGGAGACCCCAAUCAACAAUCAACUGCAACAGUCUGCUCCACAACAAACUCAUCAGCAACAAGUGCAGCAACCGGCUCCUCAACAAGUCCAACCGCAACAAACGGUCAUGCAACCGGGGCAGCAACAACAACAGAUGCAGCCACAACAGCAGCAGAUGCCACAGUUCCCAGCACCAAGUCAGCAGCAAGCGUACCAGCCACUUCAAACGGCACACCCAGUCUUCGCACUGCCAAGAGUAGCACCACAACAGAUGAUGCCUACACAAAUGAUGUAUCAGCAGCAACAGUAUCCACAGGCUAAUGGUCAAGGAUAUCCGACGCCGCAACAGCAUCAAUACGGGUAUUAUACCCAAUUCUAA
Messenger RNA from Caenorhabditis remanei, 2127 nucleotides. RefSeq lists its product as uncharacterized. The record is from RefSeq and is a predicted model, not a curated record. The transcript is spliced from 8 exons. Lineage: Eukaryota; Metazoa; Nematoda; Chromadorea; Rhabditida; Rhabditidae. Bases 1 to 2127 code for a protein of 708 amino acids.